Molecule: messenger RNA, 1443 nt
Organism: Cryptococcus wingfieldii CBS 7118
Lineage: Eukaryota; Fungi; Basidiomycota; Tremellomycetes; Tremellales; Cryptococcaceae
Exons: 5
Coding region: 1-1443 (480 amino acids)
Biological process (GO): transmembrane transport
Cellular component (GO): brush border membrane
Molecular function (GO): transmembrane transporter activity
Source: RefSeq, a predicted model, not a curated record
AUGGCUCCUACACCAAAAGCCAUCGUGCUUACGGCUUUCCUCGCUCUCGUCUUGGAUCUCCUAGCAUUCACCAUCCCCCUCCCCCUCUUCCCCCGUCUGAUAGAAUGGUAUCUCGCCAAAGACACCUCCCCAACAUCCCUCAUCUCCCGCUCCCUGGCCUUCUGCAGUAGCAUCCGGAGCACAAUACACUCCCUCCAGCCUGCUUCUGUCUCGGCGGUCACUUCCAUCCACAAGGGCAGCAAGAACUGGGAUGUGGUUUUGCUCGGAGGUAUGAUGGGGAGUCUGUUCAGUUUCUGCCAGUGUAUCAUCAGCCCCUGGCUUGGUAGACUGUCAGACAGAUACGGCAGGAGAAAAGUGCUGCUAGCGACCAUGGUGGGCAACAUUGCGUCGGCUGCUAUCUGGAUACAGUCUACCUCUUUCGAGUCUUAUAUCCUCUCCCGCCUGGUGGCAGGGUUGAGCGAGGGGAAUGUGCAGCUGACGACUGCCAUCAUUGGUGACGUGACGGACGCUGCCUCGCGGUCAAAGUCGCUCGCCCUGGUUGGGAUAGCAUUCUCCAUCUGCUUCACUUUCGGUCCCUCCCUCGGCGCAUACUUUGCAACCCGUCCUCUCCCUCUCGCCACCUCUGAAGACAAAUACAACGUCUACGCCAUGCCCGCUGCCAUCUCCCUCGCCCUCCUCGUCUUGGAAACCCUCUAUCUCGCUGCAAAACUACCCGAGACCAAGGGCUACAAGCUCGAACAAGCCAAGGCAGAGCAGAAAGAGGGCGAGGCGGCGGCAUUCAUCCCGGAACCAAAGGAUGUGGUGGAAAAGAUGGGCAGUUUGGACAAGCUGAAGGAUUGUACGAAUUUGCAUGGGCUUUUCCUGCUGUUCUUCUCUGGAGCCGAGUUUACCCUCACUUUCCUCACUUACGACAUCUUUUCAGCUUCCAACGCCUACAACGGCAAGCUCCUCGGAUUCAUCGGUAUCCUCGCAGCCAUGAUCCAAGGCCGCUACGUCCGUCCCCACAUGGCCAAAGUUGGCGAGCUCCAAGUCGCCCUCUCCGGUAUUCUGUCCUGCACCAUCGGCCUCCUCCUCAUCUCCGCCAUCCCCUUCUUCACCUCCUCUUCCUUCACCGCCCUACCCCAUAUCCUAUUAUAUGCCGGGGCAACAUGUUUAGCGUUCACGAGUGCGACAGUCGUCACAGGGCUCACAGCGGCCGCUGCGGGGUGUUGCGACGAACGGUUCCCUCAACUCCAACGUGGCCGGGCUAUGGGCAAAUUCAGAUCCAGAGGCCAGCUGGGCAGGUCUGUUGGGCCUUUACUAGCUUCAGGGUUGUACUGGAUCAACGGCCCUUCAGUAGCUUACCUGACGCUGGGAAGCAUGUUGGCGGCUGUGUUGAUGUUUGCGCCCAGGGGCGGGGUGGAGGGGUACAGGCCGUGGAAGGGGAAGAGCAAGAUGCAAUAG